Messenger RNA from Racocetra persica, 139 nucleotides. Lineage: Eukaryota; Fungi; Glomeromycota; Glomeromycetes; Diversisporales; Gigasporaceae. The record is from the annotation of a GenBank genome assembly.
GAAGGAAGAGGGAGAAAAAGGAGAUGGAAAAGGAGAUGGAAAGAGAAAGGGAGAGGGAAAAGGGAAAAAAAGGAAGGAAAAAGAAGGAAAAAAGAGAGAGAGAGAGAGAGAGAAAGAAAGAGAAAAGGAAAGGAAGAAA